This is a messenger RNA of Scomber japonicus (chub mackerel), 2334 nucleotides long. It is a transcript of the gene sytl4, whose product is annotated as synaptotagmin-like 4. NCBI's taxonomy places the organism in Eukaryota, Metazoa, Chordata, Actinopteri, Scombriformes, Scombridae. Gene Ontology annotation, molecular function: small GTPase binding; neurexin family protein binding. The record is from RefSeq and is a predicted model, not a curated record. Bases 202 to 2334 code for a protein of 710 amino acids. The transcript has 17 exons. Gene Ontology annotation, biological process: exocytosis; intracellular protein transport. Gene Ontology annotation, cellular component: plasma membrane; exocytic vesicle.
GAGGCGCUCCUGCCUGUCUGCUGCAAACUUUCCUUAUCUUCCGGUACUCGGGACUCCUCCAGCGCACAAAGUCAACAGUUUUGGAGACGGUAGGCAGCCACAAUAAGAAGAAGAGGAGCGGAUUACAAAGACCUUCUCGAUGCAACUGCCACUGAGUUGUCUUAGUUAACCUGUGCUGAGGGCCUUUAGCCAAAAUUGACAAUGCCGCAGGCUGCCGACAUGAUCAACCUGGGCUUCUUGUCUGACUCGGAGCAGGAUCUGAUCCUGGAGGUGCUGCAACGGGACAAGGAACUGAGGCAGGCUGAGGAGCAGAGAGUGAGGAAGCUAAAGACAGAGUUAUUGGAGGUUAAGAGGAAAGGAGCCAAACGUGGCAGUGGAAGAUACAGUCAGCACAGUUGUGGCCGAUGCCUGGAGCCUCUGAGUCGACUGACUCUUUUCUCCAGCCAGUGUAAGCUGUGCAAUCACCUUGUGUGCCAGAAAUGCCGGACAGUCUUCCCCAAUGGAUCCUGGCUGUGCAGUGUGUGUUCCAAAGAGUCGGAGAUGAAGAAAAUGACAGGUGACUGGUUUUUCGAUCAGCGGGUCAACCGUUUCUCCACAAUGCCUGGACAUGACCUAGUGAGAAGCUCCCUCAAAAAGAGGCCUCCGUUGAAUAAGCGUGUGACAAUGGGAGAAGUGCUGUUGAGAAGUACAGAGAUAAGCCCAGACUCUCCCACUCCUGUUCCCCGACCCAGGCAGAAAAAUCUGCCAGCUAACAAAGGUCAUUUAGAUGAGAAUUCCGGCUCAAUUGCUUCAAGGGAGUCAUUUGAAUCAAAGGAGGAUGUUUCAGCAAAGCCAACACACAGCGACACAGAGUCUGCAGAAAAAGCCAGCUUGAGUAGCAGUAAAACUGAGACCGAGUCUAGACAUGUGACCCCUGAACUAACAAGGAAAGAGAUGCACUCAGCCCAGCACAGCCCAACAGAAUCCAGUGUUUCCAGUCUGACUGUCCCAGUAAAGGAAGACACAGUGAACGAUCAAACCAGCAACUCAGUGGCAAACACAGCCCCAGAAGUAAAACAGGGCAUUGUGAGUCCGGAGUUGGAUGUUGAUAAACUCUUUAAGAAGAGUGUUAAACGAGUCCCAAAGCCUGCUGAGUACGUAUCGACACUGGAUCUCCGUGAUGAACCAGACAUAAAGGUGGUCUCAAUGGGCAACAGGAGCCGGUCUGUACCAGGAUUAGACGUGCAGGAAGAUGAAGAGGAGGAGGAGGAUAUUGACAGCUUGGUUAGCUUUCAUAGAAGGACGAUGGCCUCAAGCUUCUCCAGCCUGAAUGGCUCAAAGAGCACACUGGGCAGCAUGAUGAGUAUUUACAGUGAAGCAGGAGACUAUGACAGUGCAGAGGUUAGCGGAGACAUCACCUUCUCUGUGAGCUAUGACGAACACACCCAGAGCCUCCAGGUCUUCAUCAAGGAGUGCCACGGGCUGGCCUAUGGUGAUGCUUCACGGCAGAACUGUAACCCUUAUGUCAAGUGUUACCUUCUCCCAGAUAAAUCUCGCCAGAGCAAAAGAAAGACCAGCAACAAGAGAAACACCAUUAACCCGACCUACCAAGAAACGCUGAAGUACUCCAUCAGCCGCACUCAGCUGUGCACUCGAUCCUUGCUGAUAUCAGUCUGGCAUCAUGGUCGCCUCAGCCGCAACACUUUCCUGGGAGAGGUGGAGAUCUCUCUGGACUGCCGCAACCUGGACUCUCCAGAGGAAGAGCAACUGGCGCUCAUGGGGAAGGCCGCCUCCGUCCCAGUUUCAGCCUUCACUCAGUACAAAGGAGAACUGGUGAUCUCCUUGAAGUAUAUCACGCCCAAAAAGCCCACAACAGAGAAAACCAAAGGCAAAAAGGGGACGACUGAGGCAGAGGGAGAACUGCACAUCCUAAUUAAAGAGGCGAAGAAUUUGACAGCGAUAAAAGCAGGAGGCACAUCAGAUAGCUUUGUCAAAGGCUACUUGUUCCCAACAAAAGCAAAGACCACAAAGAGGAAGACUCCAGUCAUGAAGAAGAACCUGAACCCUCAGUACAACCACACGUUUGUGUACAAGGAGCUGACCCUGGAGCAGCUGAGGGGGAUGUGUCUGGAGCUCACCGCGUGGGACCGAGAGGCCAUGGGGAGCAACGAGUUCCUGGGAGGAGUGCGCCUCAGCUCUGGCAAAGGAACCGUAAAAAAAGGAAAGGAGGAAAUGGAAAUGGACUCUGUCGGAGAGGAGGUCAGCCUGUGGCAGAAGAUGAUGCAAUACCCAGACUCGUGGGCAGAGGGCUCUCUUCCACUGCGUUCCACUAUGGGGAAGAACAAGGGCAAAUGA